This is a messenger RNA of Histoplasma mississippiense, 939 nucleotides long. RefSeq lists its product with no specific name. The record is from RefSeq and is a predicted model, not a curated record. NCBI's taxonomy places the organism in Eukaryota, Fungi, Ascomycota, Eurotiomycetes, Onygenales, Ajellomycetaceae. The transcript has 5 exons. Bases 1 to 939 code for a protein of 312 amino acids.
AUGGACCGCUUCCGACUCUCCCUAUCAGCUUCUAUCGCUCUUCUUUCUCUAAGCCAUUUCACCGCGGGUGCUGCUACCAUCACUUCCACUAUCACUGCUGGCAUCGGCCUUCCGCCAGAAGCGAUAGGAUAUUAUAUUCAUGACAGUCAGGGCACAGUCACAGGUGCCUAUGGUUAUUGUUGCCAUCCCAGUAGAACUGAGGGUUGCGCACUCGCAACUGAAUGUCGAGAUGGUACAAUAAAAGGCCCUGAUCACACAAGUAGCUGUGAAAAUUGUGUGACAGUGUCUGUCUACGAAUCAAUACGUUUGGUGCCGCCGUCCGUGAAAUUUGUUCAAUGUCUGAGUAAUUGGCCGGCAUUGACGCUGUAUCGUCAUCUCCCAUCUCGAAAAACGACAUCCAUCGGUAUAACUUCAAUGCCACACAAUGCAACGAUAACCACUUCGCCCGAUGUGACAACAACUUCCACUUCAUCCAUAAAAUCACCAGGCAGUAUAACCGCUGCCCCGAUUGCACCAAGCGGGCCCAACACCCCUACUUCGUCGCCUGGGGACUUAUCUGACAAAUCUCCCGACGAAAAGAAAUCAGAAGCAGCAAAAAUAUCCAGUAUAAUUAUUGGAAUAAUUCUUGUUAUCGCGAUAGUCAUUCUCGGACUCUUGCUCGGUCGUAGCAAGUGGAAUAAGCCGGCGUCGCAGGAUUCACUUCACAAAUUGCAUGAGGCCGAGGGAUCCAAUGGGCUUGUGCCAGUUCCAACUCGAAGAAUAGCAUCAAGGCGCGGUUCGCAACGAAGCCAUACAUCGAGAGAAGGGUUUAUUUCUUUUGAGGACCUCAGCCCGUCUUGUAGGUAUUCACCUGCACAGGAACUGCCCGCAGUGGUUGAGGAGCGAUAUCAACAAUUAAGCACCACUUCGAGCCCCAUCAGUCCCUGCAUAGCGUCAUAA